Molecule: messenger RNA, 1686 nt
Organism: Leishmania braziliensis MHOM/BR/75/M2904
Lineage: Eukaryota; Euglenozoa; Kinetoplastea; Trypanosomatida; Trypanosomatidae
Exons: 1
Coding region: 1-1686 (561 amino acids)
Cellular component (GO): cytoplasm
Molecular function (GO): mRNA binding
Source: RefSeq, a predicted model, not a curated record
AUGCGCUCUGUGCUCUCCACCAUGAAGCGGUGGCUGUUACUGGCAACACCUCUUUCCUCUCCGUUGUCUCCGUCGCGGGGUGGCGGUCUGGCUGCAUCGUGGUCUUCCUCACACUUUUUCCAGGGCUGCGGCGCAGUGUGUGCACUGACAAAUUCAACGCGCGCCUACACAACGUUGACACGGCUGCUGCGGCAGUCAUGGAAGUCCAGGAAUCUGCGCCCGUGGAUGUGCGCGAAGGAGUCCUGCCGCGUGGUGAACGCCGAAACACGCAAAGAGUGUGAGUCCUGUGGAGCAGAAAAGCCGCAGCUGCUCGGGUGGAAGUGCGUGGGUUGCACCACCAUCAACUACGCCGGAGUGCGGAAGUGCAGGAAGUGCGAGGAGGCGAGCGACAAGAGCAAGGGCUUCUGGAUGUGUGCGGUCUGCCAUGAAAACAACCGCGUCGACGAGAUAGAGGACAACAGUCGUUGCGGCUUCUGCGGGUACAAUAUGGCACCCCACAGCGUCGCAGAGGAUGAAAUCCUGCGCCGCGCGCAGGAGAAGGCCGUGAUACUGCAGCAGCAGCAGGAGCACUAUGACUCCAUCUCGUACAAGGAUGCAGACGAACAAUUUACAAAUCCACUCGAAGGCGCGGGGGCCUUGGAUCCAUCACUGCGCGCUACCCACUCUGGCAGAGAGGCGCCAAUUCCUGGGCGUCUGCUGAAACUGCCAGCUGUGGGGCCCUUUGUUCCCGGGGACGUACCCGAAACGCGGCAUUCACCGCUGCAUCAGCGAAGAAAAGUGAAUCCAGCUUUACAGACCGUAUUGGACGGAGCGAAUCUCCCAGAGGGUCCGCCUGGGUUUGACUGGAUGUGCCGCAACUCGAGCUGUGGCCAGAUAAACCCCGGCGAUGAAGAGAGUUGCUUAAAGUGUGGUACGCACAUUACCCCUGCCGAGUGGGAAUGCCCGCUCUGUGCGGCCUUGAACCACCUUGCACGCUCGCGCUGCUUUCACUGUAGAAGUCGUAUUCCCGUUUGUUGGACCUGCCGUGCGUGCCAAGGGACGACGAGCAUCUAUGACAAGGUUUGCCGCGGCUGCGGCAUGGAUCGCCCGGCCGCGGAGCCCAGGACGGUUCGCGAAGUGGAGCGAAACGGUGGCGGCCAUGCUAGAAGCUACGUCCCACAAGGGAAUAGAGCUCGUGGUGAGUGGUACUGCUCGACAUGUAGCUCCUUGAAUUACUCUCGUCGUACAGAAUGCUUCCAGUGCAGCUCGCCGCGACCCUCAUCACCGGCUCAAGCGGUUACCGACUCGUUUAGCGCCACUGGCUGGGGAGAGAUGGAUGGUACUGGCACCGCCGCCAUCGCUACAGCAGUACAACACAACAACUGGAUAUGUGUGUACUGCCAGACGAGCAACUUCCGCACGCGACGCGACUGCUGGAAGUGUGGCCGUGCCACAGAGCGGGCCGAUGAGUGGUCUAGCAAGGGGCUGGCCCCGCAAUACGAGCAUGAGGGCUUCCAGGAAGGCUCGGGCGCCAGAUCUGCCGAGGGAAAUAUGAACCCGUCGUGGAGGACGUCGGGAGACUGGAUGUGCGCGAAGUGUUACUCAAAGAACUUCAGGAGUCGUCUUGAGUGUUUCCGCUGCGGUGCUCGCAAGCUUGCUGUGUCGGCUUCUCGAGGCUGCGGAGCACGCAAGCCUGUAAAGCUAUAG